Messenger RNA from Olea europaea var. sylvestris, 1398 nucleotides. RefSeq lists its product as uncharacterized. Gene Ontology annotation, cellular component: cytosol. Lineage: Eukaryota; Viridiplantae; Streptophyta; Magnoliopsida; Lamiales; Oleaceae. The record is from RefSeq and is a predicted model, not a curated record. The transcript is spliced from 3 exons. Gene Ontology annotation, biological process: response to desiccation. Bases 151 to 1125 code for a protein of 324 amino acids.
ACAUUGGAUCCCAGUCCUUGUUUUUGUCGGCAAAUUUCACUCAACACUAUUAUAUCAUUUAUAGAGUACGAACACCAUUCCGCAACAAUCGAUUCUGAUUCAACUCUCGGAUCACAACUUUUCUCCGCUUCACUUGUCUGGGUCUAAGAUAUGGCUUCGUAUGAUAAACCAGAGGUAGUUGAGACCGAAGUCAAGGAUAGAGAGAAUGAGGAAGGCAAGAAAGAUGAAGAAAAGGGUGGAUUUAUUGAAAAGGUUAAGGAUUUCAUCCAUGAUAUUGGUGAGAAAAUUGAGGAAACAAUAGGAUUUGGGAAGCCAACUGCAGAUGUAACUGGGAUCCAUAUUCCUCACAUCAAUCUUGAAAAGGCUGAUAUUGUUGUCGAUAUCCUUGUGAAGAACCCCAAUCCUAUUCCCAUCCCUCUCAUUGACAUCAACUACUUAAUUGAGAGUGACGGGAGAAAGCUGGUAUCAGGCUUGAUUCCUGAUGCUGGGACGAUCCAUGCACAUGGUUCCGAGACUGUUAAGAUACCAGUUUGUCUGAUAUAUGAUGAUAUCAAGAACACAUACGAUGAUAUAAAGCCUGGAAGCAUUAUUCCAUACAAAAUCAAGGUUGAUCUCAUAGUGGACGUGCCAGUUUUUGGAAGGCUUACUUUGCCCCUUGAGAAGACUGGAGAGAUCCCCAUACCUUACAAGCCGGAUAUGGAUGUUGAGAAAAUUAAAUUCGAGAAAUUCUCUAUUGAAGAAACUAUUGCAAAUCUUCAUUUGAAGUUGGAAAACAAAAAUGAUUUUGACCUGGGGCUUAAUGCACUUGAUUAUGAGGUUUGGUUAUGUGAUGUAAGCAUUGGUGGUGCUGAACUUGCAAAAACUGCUAAACUUGAGAAGAAUGGAAUCACCUACAUUGACAUUCCCAUCACCUUUAAGCCCAAGGAUUGCGGUUCUGCUCUUUGGGAUAUGAUCAGAGGAAGAGGUACUGGUUACUCAAUGAAAGGGAAUAUCGACGUUGAUACACCUUUUGGAGCUAUGAAGUUACCCAUCAGCAAGGAGGGUGGUACAACUCGUCUUAAGAAGAAGAAGGAAGACAGAGAUGAAGAUGAAGAUGACGACGACGACGACGACGACGAGGAUUGAAGUUUAUUGUUGAAGUGCUGAUCGGGAGCUACUUAUCCUUAGUUUUUUUUUUUUUUUUUUUUUUUUUUUUUUUUUUUUUAAUUUGCUCUAAUAAAGUAUAGGAGCUUAAACUCAGGUAUCUAUUUCAGGUGAUGAUCAAUGUAUUAUUUAGGUCUAUGCGUGUGCUCUCAUAUGGUUGGUGCUACAUACGCUUCUUGCUUUGUAUGGGCUCUUUGUUGUUAUCAUGACGUAAGAAACUUGGAUUUAUGGUGCUACUUGAUAUGGUUUUUUAAA